Lindgomyces ingoldianus is the source of this 940-nucleotide messenger RNA. RefSeq lists its product as uncharacterized. The record is from RefSeq and is a predicted model, not a curated record. The annotation marks the transcript as partial. The transcript has a single exon. NCBI's taxonomy places the organism in Eukaryota, Fungi, Ascomycota, Dothideomycetes, Pleosporales, Lindgomycetaceae.
CGAGAAUUUAGGCAUCUGCUUUCCUGUCUGGUCCUAUCACAUUGGUCUGUGCUACGCUAUAUCUCUGUUAUUUUAUUUUUUAUAAAAAAACUCUCAGCCUAAUGAGGUAAUCGCGACGACCCGAAUUUUUUCCAGCUUCGAUCGGGAUCUCAACACGUUCAGAGCUGCAUCCGACAGCCCUCAACCAACUUACUAAUCAAAGCCUCGAAACCACAUGCUGCUAAUACCUCACCCUAUCGCCUAUUCCUUUCUCUUGACCUAUUGAAAAAAUACUUCGACUGCUACACCCCGAGUCGGUGUUUAGACAUCUCGCCAGCACAGACUUCAAGAACACUGGCAUAUCAAAGAACGAACCUGCAAAGUCACCAUGGCCUGGCUAUGGUCCUCAACUCCAAUCUCUUCCGCAAACGCCAAACCCGAGUCGCAAUCUCAACCACAAUCGCAGCCACCCUCGCCCCCGCCGCGGUCGCAACCUCCCCCUCCCGCUCCAGCACCAACAACUACAACCCUAUCCCAAUCUGACCACCCCGAUGCCGCCUUCCACGCCGCAUAUCCACACCUUGCCCCGUCCCCGUCCCCAUCCUCCUCUCCCUUAAACCCCUCAAACCCUUCAACCUUCUCCCACAAUUCCCCUUCCUUCCCAAUCGACCCCUCCCACCCAACCCACCUCUCCUGUCGCGCACUCUUCGACUCCGCAUUCCACUGUGCGUCCUUCGGUGGCAAAUUCAACGACAUAUACCGCUACGGGACACUGCGCAACUGUAGCGAACAUUGGGCCGACUGGCGUUUCUGCAUGCGACUGAAGGUAUACUCUGAGGGUACAAGGCGGGAGAUGGUGCGGGAGCGGUAUGCACGGAAAGAGGAGGUUGUGAAGCGGGGGAAGAAUAGUGAAGAUGUCUGGGAGAGGAGGGGAGUGGGAGAGGAGGUUAGGGGGGCCUUU